UAGUUGCAUGAAUGUGAGGAAAACAGAGCUGAAAAUGCUUCCUGGGGCAAAUUCGGUUGCUUUUGUGAUCCGGAUCUUGACCCUGGCGGAUAAGCUCAAGCUGGGCUGACUUUAGCUCUGACUCUCACAGAUAAGUAGAUAGGUUUUGGAAAUAAAAUUGCCGUGAUGACGGCAAACGUUUGGGUGUGAUCGCAAAAUCGAAAUACACUCAUGGACGAUCUGCAUCCUAAUGGGAUGCCGCCGCAAACGGGGGGGAAAGAUCCCUGCAACGUAAGCGGGCAGCAGGCGGAGGUCCGCCCUCGGAGGAGAGUAGCAGCGGUGAGCACUCCCGCUCUGUCCGCCUCACGCCUUACCCUACCCGGGGUCAUGGACGCAGAGGGGAGGGUCGACGAGUCAAGACUGAGGAUGCACAUCUUCAAGAACGGUGGUGUGUCUCCAUCGGAGCGAGGCCUGGCGUGGCGUUUCCUGUUCGGCAUGUACCCAUGCAGCUCCACCGCACUGGAGCGGUCUUUGCUACAGGAGCAAUUGUUGAUGCGGUACCGGGUCAUGAAAAGGAAGUGGCAGCAGUUUCUCCCCUCAGCAGUGCGGAUACAUCUCAACGGUACUGAUGCUGAGUUAUUCGCAGCUGUGCGGUACUUUGAUCAGAGGAAGGAACAAACCCAUCAGCAGGCCCAGGAUCAGUCUGAGGAGGUGAAGGACAGACUUGCCUUCUUGGAGCUUCAAUCUCAAAUACUGUUUGAGCGUGUCUCGUUUGACCUGGAGGAGCUGCGGGAAGCCAUUCGAAUCAUUGACAAGGAUGUGCCCCGCACAAACAGAGACCUGAGCUACUACCAAGAGGAAGGUUUAGGCAAUCUGUUGGUGCUGAGAGAUAUCCUCAUCACGUAUGCUGCGUUUCAUCCAGAGGUUAGCUAUGCCCAGGGAAUGAAUGACCUGUGCAGCCGGUUCCUGGAGGUCCUCGACUCUGAGGUGGACGCCUUCUGGAGUUUUUCCUGCUACAUGGAAAAAUUCUCCAGGGAUUUCAUGGCCGACGGCCUGCACAGAAAAAUAGAGCUGGAGGCAGCCUUGUUGAAGGAACUGGACCCUCUACUUUAUGGUCAUCUAGUCAAAGACAACAUGGAGAGCUUUACAUUCUGCCACAGGUGGCUGCUGUUGGGUUUUCAAAGGGAGUUUGAACACAGUGAUGCACAGCGUUUGUUUGAAAUCCUUAGCUGUGACCAUCUGGAGCUAAUCUCACAGCAGGUUGACCGUGCUCGAUAUCAGGAGAGACUGGGCCAAAAACACAGCACAGAGGACAGUUUGGAGUCACCGCAACAAACCUUCAACACAGACUUCACCUUUGAGCUCUUCAUCUGCGCAGCCAUCCUACUGGAUAACAGGGACUCUCUGCUCCGGUGCCGAGAUGACGUGCAGCUAAUCCAGUUUACCAGCAGUCUUCAGGGAAAACUGGACCUGAACAGCACCCUGAAGAAAGCAGAGAGCCAUUUCUACAACUACUGCAAGCGCUGUGUGUGGGAUUAUAUGAAUGGGUUCUGCCCAGCAAACAGUAGCAAACAUGAAGACUUCUUUUAUCAACUCCGUAGUUUGUUUGUCCUGAAGUGAUAACUUUCUCAUUUGCUAUCAAAUUAUAAUUUUCUUCCAACUGAUAUUUUCUUAUGGGCACACGUUUUAUUUACUUCUGUUCUAAAGGAAACCUUUGUUUACAGCUGCUUAAUGUACUUUAUUUAUUAAAGGUUAUCUUACAACU
Molecule: messenger RNA, 1744 nt
Organism: Girardinichthys multiradiatus
Lineage: Eukaryota; Metazoa; Chordata; Actinopteri; Cyprinodontiformes; Goodeidae
Product: TBC1 domain family member 15
Exons: 10
Coding region: 211-1599 (462 amino acids)
Biological process (GO): activation of GTPase activity
Molecular function (GO): GTPase activator activity
Source: RefSeq, a predicted model, not a curated record